Molecule: messenger RNA, 1944 nt
Organism: Oryzias latipes (Japanese medaka)
Lineage: Eukaryota; Metazoa; Chordata; Actinopteri; Beloniformes; Adrianichthyidae
Source: RefSeq, a predicted model, not a curated record
AAGACCAACAACAACAUCACCAACGAAAACAACAACUCCAACAACAACAUCACCAACAACAACACAAACUACAAGAUCCACUACAAGACAAAGCACAACUACCGCAGGACAUCCUCCGUACACCAACACUCCACCUCUCAGUAAAUUGCCCCUCCAGUUUUCUUUACUUGUGGAUCCAGCGGUCCCUUCCUGUAAAGAAGGAGUCUACCUUCCAACGUUUGUGCAUCCAACCCCUGCAGAUGGAGCACGCAUUAAGGCAGAGGUCAACAAAGAGGUGGAGAUUAAAGUCAAAGCAGAAGCAACUCAUUCAGUAAUGCAAGACCUCAUCAUGAGUGGACCUUCAAACAUUAGCAUGCACAGGAGCACACACAAUGAGUUUGUCAUCCGGUGGACACCCAUGGCAGAUGACCUGGGAGAGCAUUACCCAAUCUGCUUUGCUGUGGAAUCAGCAACUGGGUCAGCUAUUAGCAGCUUUCAGACUGCCUCCUAUAAUCAUGUUCAUGCUACACCCGUCUCACAGUCUGGUGUCUAUCAGACUGAGAUGAGGUGUGUUCUUGUGGACGUUGGAAAGGAGCAAAUCAAAGCCAACGUGGUCUGUGGUGAGUCCUCCAUGAGGGUGGAGAUCCCCAAAGAUUCCCUCACUGGACUUUCUGAAGACCAUCUGGAGCUGAGUGACCCCACCAACACUGUCUGCAGCCUGACCACUCACUCCAACAGCUCUCACGUCAUCGCCGACUUCCCCCUCAACGCCUGUGGCACUCAGAUCGAGGAGGAUGACGAGAACCUCUUCUUCAAGAAUGAGAUCACCACAGUGGACGACCCCAGUCAGCUGAUCACCAGGAAGCACCUCAUGGAGAUCAGCUUCUACUGCCAGUACGCCAAGAAAAGCAACAUGACUGUGGGUUUCACAGCUCACAGGAAGAACGUCACCGUGUGGGAGAGAGGCUUCGGCACCUUCACCUACCAGUUUGAGUUCUACCCAGACAGCCAGUACCAAGCCAUGAUUGACCCGAACUCCUACCCUCUGGAGUAUGAGCUAGGAAGCAAGAUCUACAUGGAGAUUGAAGCCUCCUCUUCACCCAACAACACUGAGAUGUUUGUGGAGUCCUGCAGAGCCUCACCCUAUGACAACCCCAACUACCACUCCACCUACACCAUCAUUGACAAUGGGUGCACAGUGGAUCCAACUGUUCAGAUUUACGCCCCCUCCAACCAGAAACAGUUCCGGUUCAGCGUGGAUGCCUUCAAGUUCAUUGGUUUGCAUGAUCAGGUGUACAUCAGCUGCUCAGUGAUGGUGUGUGAAGCAGGGAACCCCAACACCAGGUGCUCUCAGGGAUGCAUGAACUCCUCCAGUUCCAACAAUCAUCAUCACAUCCUCAAGAGAGAGGCCACCGUCCAGAGCAGACCUCACUUCAUUUCCCAGGGUCCUUUGCGCCUGCACUCAGACAACAGUGCGUCAGCGAUCAACCUGAACCUGAACCUGGUCUUUAUUGCCGGAUGUCUUCUUGCUACUUUGGGAAUGAUCUGCAGCGUGGUCGUCUUCAAGACCAAAAUGUCCAAAGUCAGAUACCAACCUCUACCAACCUACGAAAACUAAAGCUUGUAGAGGUGCAGGUUGCAGACCAGUUUUUAUCCUUAAGCUCACGCUUUGGGAAUCUUCAUAUAUGUAUGCAUUUUAACAGAUUGUUUUUUGUAUUGGCGUUAGAAAAUACAUUCAUGUGCUAACAAUAAAUACACUAUACAAAUAAAGAAAUAAUGGACAACCAUUUAAGCAGUAGUCUAGCAAAAACUUAAAUCCAUAUUUUGACCCAUUGCUUUACAAAAAAGGACCUCAGGCCACACCCUCUCUGAAGAAAAUUGUGUUUUUGGUGUUUUUAACAUGUUCUUAUGUCAUUUUGCUGAUGUUGGAGGACAUGAUUAAAUAAAAUCAAAAUCAAAACUGUC